UGACUACGACACAGCACAAUAAUCUUUGAUCUUCCGAUUAGAAACAAAUUGAAGUCCAGUCUACACUUUGAAUAAUCAAGAAAUGGAAGAAGAGGGAAAGAAGAAGGUGAUGGUAGCAAUUGAUGAGAGCGAUUGUAGCCACUACGCUCUCAAAUGGGCUCUUGAAACUCUCGGUGAUACCAUCUCCAAUUCUCAAUUUAUCCUCUUCACUGCACAGCCUGCUGAUUUUAUUUAUGUUUAUGCUUCCACUUACGGUGCUGCUCCUCCGGACUUGAUAACUUCGAUGCAAGAAAAUCAAAAGAAGGUUGCAAUUGCUCUACUCAACAGAGCGAAGGAGAUCUGCACCCAGCAUGGGAUUGAGGCCGAGACAUUGACAGAAGCUGGGAAUCCUAAAGAGGUAAUUUGUGCAACUGCUGAAAAGCUCAAUGUCCAAUUGCUUAUAGUAGGCAGCCACAGCCGUGGAGCAAUAAAGAGGGCUUUCCUGGGAAGUGUCAGCAAUUACUGUGUUCAUAAUGCUAAGUGCCCUGUACUGGUGGUGAGGAAACCAGCUUGAAGAUUUAGAAGCUACUUUAAGAGCUGAAGCUCAAUGCAAAAACAGCUCAACUCCAGUUCUGAGAAGAUCAGAAAUCAUGCUGUGUUUUCGAUACCUACUUGUUAUUUGUAAGUAAUUGUUCAAAGCUGUUUGAUAUGAUUGUAAUUAAGUUCCGUAAAAAGACAUUGAAUUUGUAAUGAUACAAAUAAGUUAAUGUGGCUUCGUCAGUUUAUCUUCCUCACUUU
Messenger RNA from Pistacia vera, 777 nucleotides. Its product is annotated as universal stress protein YxiE-like. The coding region runs from base 83 to 553 and encodes 156 amino acids. The record is from RefSeq and is a predicted model, not a curated record. NCBI's taxonomy places the organism in Eukaryota, Viridiplantae, Streptophyta, Magnoliopsida, Sapindales, Anacardiaceae. The transcript is spliced from 4 exons.